Molecule: messenger RNA, 676 nt
Organism: Lathyrus oleraceus (garden pea)
Lineage: Eukaryota; Viridiplantae; Streptophyta; Magnoliopsida; Fabales; Fabaceae
Product: MLP-like protein 328
Exons: 2
Coding region: 189-635 (148 amino acids)
Biological process (GO): defense response
Source: RefSeq, a predicted model, not a curated record
CAUUCCCUCUUGUAAGAGUUCUGUUGAUUGCAUUCCCUCUUUGAGCACUCCUUUUCAAAAAGUGAAGGUGACAAUAACGUUUUCUACAACUAUAAAUAUAUAGUAACCAGAUCUGAAAGAAUUCCAUAACUUGAGAGCUCGAAUUUUUCAGAGGGUAUCUUUUAGUACAUUUGUGUAAAUCUGAAGUCAUGGCUCAAGUUUGUGUCCUUGAGACAACGGUGCAACUCAAAUCAUGUCCUCAAAAGUUCUAUAACUUCCUCAAGAGCCAAAGCCAACACAUUCCAAAUAAAGCACAGAGUGAAAACGUGCAUGGUGUUGAGAUUCACAAAGGCGAUUGGAACACCCCUGGCUCUAUCAAGAUUUGGAAAUUUAGCAUAGAAGGAAAGGAGGAGAUAUUUAAGGAAAGAAUUGAAGUGGAUGAAGUGAACAAGACUAUAACUUAUGUUGCUGGGGGAGGGAAUGUGUUGGAGUUGUACAAAAACUACAAGGCCAUUGUAAAAGUUGAGAAUCAAAUUUUAAAGUUGAGAAUAGAAUAUGAGAAGCUCAAUGAUGAUAUUCCACCUCCAAAAAAAUACCAGCAAUUUAUCAUUAAUAUUGUUAGAGAUCUUGAUGGAAACUUAGUUAAAGUUGAUUAACCUAUCUUAUAGGACAUCAUUUCCUCAAAAAAAAGUUUAAU